UUAAUGCUUUGAUCCAAUUUCAUGCACUAAUUUUGUAUGGUUGGUCAACUGAUUUGAUUUUGUAAUCCGAAUUCUAGUAUUUUGUUAAGAAUUUGGUUGUUAUUUGCAUGGAAUUAGGAUUAGAUUAGGCAUAAUCUUACCAGAAUCCAGAUUGUUAAGAGUAUACCGUCUGAUCAGCUGGCUGCUGUUGCAAUUCUGGUGAAAUUCGAGGUGGGUAAAUAUAGAUUAGCUUGACCAUGGUGGCUGUCAAUUUGUUAUUGUCGGUUGUCAUGUCUGAUGACAAAGUGAGAGAAGAGAAACAGGAAACGUAAUAAAGGAUGCAACCCUAAACUCAGUAGCUUUUGACUGUAGUUCUGAUAACCUGAGUUAGAAUUGAAUAAUGUAGAAAAUUAGAAAAUAGAAAUAGAAAUCAGCCUUGUAACUUUGGAUUUACUUGUUCCUAAGCAAUUGGGUUUGAGCAUUGAUAUAAAGAGCAGAGAAGUGGGGUUUAGAGCUGUAGCUCAUUCAUAAAUGCAUGAACUGGAACGGAGUUCUUUCUGCAAUUGGUGCUUGUGAAAGAGUAUGCAAAAAGAGUUUGUAAGAGAUCCCAAGUGUGAGAGUUUAAGGUUUAGUAGUACUGAUUGCUGGACUGUGGUGAAGAUCUAGUACUGUUUUUAGUUGAGGCAUAGAUUGGAGUGUGUGUGAUAUGUUUUGGGGUUUUUGAUUAAGGUUUCAGCUGAUUCCUCUGUUGCCAGAUUUGCAGAAGUUUGUAAGUAAGAGUAAGAGUUGGAUUGUUUGCUACAUGGUUUUGUGGGUGGUGUGGAUUUGAGCUUUGAUCACUUCAGUACUAGUUAUUGUGAAGUAGUAUAUCAAGUUUUGGAAGAGAAUUUACAGUUUUGGGGUGAUGACUAUGUCUGUUCCUAUGAGGAAAACACAUGAUGAAAUGAAUUCAUCUGAUAUUGAGGAGGAUGAUUUGGAGCUUGGAGAUAUGGAGGAGAGCAUGUCUUUGGUCUGUCUGUCCAUUGAAGAUGGACUAAGCAAAGGAGGAGACAAUGAUGGUGAUGAUUCUGUGGUCUUUGCUGCGUUUUUCGCUGAGGAUGAUGAGGAGAGUUGUGCGAUCAUAACAGACACAGAAGAAAUUGUGGGUGAUGGUGAUGAUGAAUCAGAUUCUGUUAAAAGUACAAGGUCUGAUUGCUUCAAACCCAGUAAUGGUGGGAGUCAUUAUGCAGGGAAGUUUUGGAAAAAAAGGUAUCCUUCUAAUACAAUGCAUAAGAAAGUGAAACCUUCUAAUGGUUCUGCAGCUGGGGUUUCUGCUGUGUCAGGUUAUUAUUCAUGCCCAACCUCCAGGGCUAGUUCUCCAAGCCAGCCUAUAGAUAUAGUCUAUAGGAGCCAUAGCGAUUUCAGUGUGCAAAAAGCUUAUCAAGCAUCAUCUAGGACCAAAGUCAGAAGAAACCUGUUCAAGGCUAGAGAGGACAGGCUUGCUAAGGCUUGGGAGAGAAAGAGAGAUCAAUUGUUAUCAGAAGAAUUUGGUUCUUCUGAUAAUAACAACUACAGUGAUUCUCACUCCUCUAAAACAGCUCAUGAUUCAUGUGGUGAAGAGGCCAGGAUUAGUUCUCCUAGGCCCGAUGCUACUAGAGCCAAAAGCUUCACACAUGUGGACUUGGAUGAAUUAAAAGGCUGCCUGGACUUAGGAUUUGGUUUCAACUAUGAGGAAAUGCCAGAGCUCUCUAAUACUCUGCCAGCUCUGGAGUUGUGCUAUGUUAUGGGUCAGAAGUUUCAAGAUGAUAUCAACCAUCAUAAAUCCUCCCCUGUAUCUACCCUUGAUAAUAAUGCAGAUUCACCCAAAAGUGACAGCUUUGGACAAUCUCCUAUUGGCAACUGGAAAAUUUCUAGCCCAGGUGAUCACCCACAACAGGUCAAGGAGAGACUGAAAGUUUGGGCUCAAGCUGUGGCCUGUACUGUUCGCCUAUGUAGUUCCUAGUCAAAUGUAUCUCUGAGGGUUAAUCUGUGCAGCACUGCCGGUUUGUCAGUUAUGAUGCAGAGUCAGAAGUGUCACAUGUUUUUAUAUGGUUUUGUACUUACAGGCCUACCUUAUUGAUCACUACUAGAGGAUUAUUAAAAAGUGCCACUGAUAAAUAAGUAUUUGGUAGAUAUGGUUUUCUACUCGAGCUUAGUUGGAUUGGCAAGGUUUGGUUUGCUUGGUUAUGAGAUCCUUAUCCCUGAGAAGCAGUACCCAACUAAUCUGCAGAAGUUUUGGGAAGAAAAAAAAUUAUGUAUUAACCUUGGAUAUAUCCUGACAGGCAUCCUGAGGAAAAUCUUUUGGAUUGACAGAAGGAAAAAGAAGCCUGGCUCGAUCUUGCUGUCUGAGCUGACUUCUUGUGUGUGAGUUGAAGCAGUAAUGUUGGCGGCUUGGAGAGCCAGGUUUGAGAUUAACCAUACUAUACAGUUACUUAACUACUACUAAUCAUUAAUUGGUUUUGUAUAAACAAAUGUACAGCUGAGAACUUAUGUUUUAUAAUACUAAACAGCACUUUGGUUGCUGUUCUGUUUUUGUA
This is a messenger RNA of Cryptomeria japonica (Japanese cedar), 2534 nucleotides long. RefSeq lists its product as uncharacterized. NCBI's taxonomy places the organism in Eukaryota, Viridiplantae, Streptophyta, Pinopsida, Cupressales, Cupressaceae. The record is from RefSeq and is a predicted model, not a curated record. Bases 884 to 1960 code for a protein of 358 amino acids. The transcript has 2 exons.